AUGGAGAGUAUGAAGGGCUUUGAAGGCCAAACAGAAGAUGUUUCAUUUGACCAUAGAAAGGAUAAGGAGCCCCUGGGAGGCGGGGUGCUCCCUGCUCUUAGCCAGGAGCCUAGUCUGGACGAGCAGCGGUCGGGCUUCUGUGGCUCCGCUAAACCUUUGGAGCGUUGCCAGGCUCCGCAGUCCUGGCCUCCGUCGCGAUCUGUCCGGUUGCCAGGUCAGCCCUCCACCCUGCCAGGCUGCCCGCUCCCGUCCUCAGUGACUGUCCUCCACCCCAGUGAGACUCGGCCUGUCCCGAUGCCAUAUUUAAGAGCCUCCGUCCUGAGAAACAUGCUGGACAACAAGCGGGACACCAAAGAGGAGCAGGCAGAAAAAAUUCGAGCGGCCUUUGAGCUCUUUGAGGAGGACGGAAGCAGGACAAUCAGCGUCCGAAACCUCCCGAUCGCCAUGAGGCCUCUGGGCUUCAGACCCGACAGGAAAGAGGUCGAGCAGCUGAAAGCCGAGCUGGACAAGGAGGGGAGCGGCAAAGUCCACUUUAGUGACUUCCUCGCACUGAUGACCAAAAAGAUGGCUGAAAGGAAUGUUGAGGAAGAGAUCCAGAAGGCCUUCCCUUUCUUUGAUGACGAGGACACAGGAACAAUCACCCUGAAAAGCCUGAAACGGGUGGCCUCGGAGCUGGGGGAAAAGGUCAGUGAGGAGGAGCUGCAGGACAUGAUCGAUCACGCUGAUCUAAACGGCGAUGGAGAAGUUGAUCCGCACGAACUCCUGAGUGUCAUCAAAAAAGCCAGGAAGGUUUGA
Molecule: messenger RNA, 795 nt
Organism: Monodelphis domestica (gray short-tailed opossum)
Lineage: Eukaryota; Metazoa; Chordata; Mammalia; Didelphimorphia; Didelphidae
Cellular component (GO): myosin II complex
Molecular function (GO): calcium ion binding
Source: RefSeq, a predicted model, not a curated record